Molecule: messenger RNA, 1746 nt
Organism: Maniola jurtina (meadow brown)
Lineage: Eukaryota; Metazoa; Arthropoda; Insecta; Lepidoptera; Nymphalidae
Exons: 2
Coding region: 10-1746 (578 amino acids)
Biological process (GO): proteolysis
Molecular function (GO): aspartic-type endopeptidase activity
Source: RefSeq, a predicted model, not a curated record
UCCGACAACAUGGCGGGCGUACAAGGCGUACAAUCAGCAUCUUCUCUCAUCAACAAUGUGGAGAAAUUAGAUAUAAACUCUUCCAAUAUGCAAGUAGAAUGGAAACACUUUGCUACAAAUCUAAAAAUAUUUAUGCGAGCGAACAACUUUGAAAACGAAACAGAGGCACGUAAGGUAGCCAUUUUGUUAGCGUGCAUUGGAAGCGAAGCGCUGGAAAUUUUUUAUUCGUUCAAUGUGGAUAUCGACAAAAUUACCUUCGAAGAGCUACUCAAAAAGUUCGAGGAAUAUUUUCUUCCAAAAGUCAACAUCACCAUGGAAAGACAUAAACUCUUCAACAGAAAACAAGGUCAAAAUGAGGACAUAGCAUCUUAUGCUACAGACAUUAAGAACAUAAGUCUCCAGUGUGGUUUUGAAGAACUGCGUGAUAAUAUCCUAAAAGAUGUCUUCUCAUGGAACCUAAACAGCAAUUAUAAUUAUAUAAGAGAAAAGCUUCUUACAAAUGACCCAAAAACAUUUCAAGAUUCCAUAGAUUUAGCCAAGAAAUUAGAAACGUCAAGGCAGCAAGCCAAAGUCCUUCAAGGGGAACAGACAUCGUCGUCACAGUCAUCUUCAUUUGUAGGAAACGUCAACAGUCACAAAAAGUUUAAUAAUAAUUUAAAUCAUUUUAGAAGGAGUUCACGUUCAGUCAGUCCAGCAAGAUCAAGACAUAGUCCAGUCAGUCCAGUCAAGCAAAGAAAUGUCAGUCCGUCCAUCAGUUCAAAAAAUUGUCAUCGAUGUGGGCAGAUACAUCGAGUUCGUUGUCCAGCCAUAGGAGUAAUCUGCAGCCUGUGCCGAAAACCUAACCAUUUUGCUAAGGUAUGCCGUAACAAAAAACAGCUUAACACAAUCUCUCAGUGUCAAGAAGUCAAACCUUUAUUAAUUUUGUCAUGUGAUGCAAAUACAAGUAAAGAUAGUGCUUUCAAAAUAGAUUUACUAGUCAAUAAAGUACCUGUUAACUUCACUUUGGACACGGGUGCAGAAACGAACAUUUUAUCUCUCAGUGACUUCAAGAAAUUAAAUAUAUCGUCAGACAUUUUACAAAAAAGUAACUACAAGCUUAGUACAUUUAGUGGUGAAAUCAUACCAACAGUAGGUGUGUGUAUUUUACCUAUUAUUCAUAAUAAUCAGUCUCAUGAAAUAACAUUUCAUAUUGUCGACUUGUCAUGUAAAAAUGUUAUUGGUCACGAGACAUGUACAAAAUUAAAAUUAAUUAAAAGAAUUCACAUUGUCAAAUUUCAGUCAAAUCUAGAGCAAACAGAUAUUUUUUCUAAAUAUGCUGACUUAUUUGAGGGUAUAGGUUGUUUAAAAGAUUUUAAAGCUCAUCUUGUCCUAAAACCUGAUGCAAUCCCUUCUAUUGAUCCUUGUAGGAAAGUUCCAUUCCGUCUUGUAGAAAACUUAAAUAAAGAAUUAGAGAUAUUGGAAAGAAAUAAUAUAAUAAAAAAGGUAGAAGAACCUACCGAAUGGGUUAAUUCUUUGGUACUUACCUCAAAUAAAAAUGGUAGAUUGAGAUUAUGCAUAGAUCCUAGAAAAUUAAAUAAUGCUCUUAUGAGACCUCAUUACCCUUUGCCUACCAUAGAUGAAAUUAGAUCUACAUUGUCAGGUGCCAAAUACUUCAGCACUCUAGAUGCCAACAAAGGUUUCUGGAUGAUUCUUUUGGAUGAACCAUCCUCAAAGCUUUGCACAUUCAACACUCCACAAGGAAGGUAA